AAACUGACAGCAAUAAUAGUGUAGGUAGAUUGUGAGGAUCUUCUGCUUCAUAAACAUCAAUUCUGUAAUCCACGAGUCUUUACCAUUCAGCUAUAACUAUUUAUUGUUAAUGUUACUCAAGCAAAACACUGGUUAGAAAACAGGUAUACACAGUGUGCCAUGUUUGUGUGGAGUUCUAGCCACAAGUAGUUUUGUCAAUGAAGACGAUUUAAUAGCACCUUGUUACCCCUCGGCAGACUAGACUUAUUCUUCAGAUGGUCACUCAUUCCGACAGUGGACAGACCAUGAAUCGAAUUAAAUUUAGGAACUUUUUAUUGCUCAAUUUUAAUUAAGUUUUGCAACUUUAUUUAUCUGUGCAAAAAAGAAAAAAAAAGUUUUGCUGGACUUUUUCAGUGAGUAAUUUGCACUUUUAUCGAACUAACUUUUCCUUCAAAAUGCAGAUUUUUUGACAUGGCGAACUUGAUGAGAAGAAUUCCAGUGUUUUUAUCCUGCAGUGUGAUAUAAUUAGGAAGUGAUUGUAUAAUUAAUGAUACAGUGAAAAGUACCGGAGACUACUGCAAUAAUUAGAAUGUGUUGGAUGACUCUUUUUCCAGCUGGGCUUAUCCAUUCCAUCCAAAUGGUGGUGCUUUACUUCAUUUUUGUGACAUCAUCAGAAUUCCAGAGGGAUGACACUGCAGGCUUUGAAAUUGUACAUCCUGUUCUCUCAGACAUCUCAGGUAACACUGUAUCACAUGCUCAAUUACAUGGCAACCGAUUCAAAAGAGACUCUGCAAGGACAGACACAUUAUACCUUAACAUCACCGGUCAAGGCCAAGCAUUUGAAAUUCAUCUUAACGAAAAUCGCAACCUUUUAGCCCCAGGCUUCAAAGUUUAUCAUCGGAAAAGAAGCAAAGAUUCUGCAGAAGUGGUGGAGACUGUAGAAUCUUCAUCUGGCGGUCCUUACCAUCAGAGCACCACCUGCCACUACUCGGGGAGAGAGAGGUCUCGGGGAGGGAGAGCGGCUCUAUCCUUGUGUGACGGACUGAGUGGUAUUAUCAGAAUAGCAGAGGAGGACUACAUUAUAGAGCCCUACAAACAACACAGAGUUAGACCAUCAUUUGACCCCCUUUCAGGGCCCCACAAACUUUACAGGAGAUCCACCCUCAACACCAAGCAGACCCAAUUCUGUGGCAAAGCAAAGAGACGAAGAGACAAGAGAAGCACAUCACUCGUAGACACUGACAAUGACUUCAAAGUGUCAGAGAAAACUCUCACUCAGACUGAGACGAAGGAAUCUUCCAAAGAAGAGGUGGAGGAAGAGGAGCCCUUAUGGAAGAAGUACCAGAGAGCGAUCACAGAACACGAGGAGUGGACCGUGGAAACUCUAGUGGUGGUGGACAAAAUCAUGUACUACAAGCAUGGCAAAGACAACAUCACCACAUUCACCCUUACUCUCUUCAAUAUGGUGUCAGAACUGUUCACUGAUCCCAGUCUCGGAGAUAACUUGAAUAUUGUUCUAGUUGGGCUCAUUGUAUUAGAAGGAGAUGAGCCGGGUCUGUCCAUCGGAUACCACGCAGACAACACUCUGAACAGCUUCUGUUCCUGGCAGUCGGUGCUGGUGGGGGCCAAUGGACGACAGCAUGACCACGCCAUUCUGCUGACUGGCCUUGAUCUCUGCUCCUACAAGAACGCCCCCUGUGAUACACUGGGUUUUGCUCCCAUUGAGGGUAUGUGCAACAGAAUCCGCAGCUGUACCAUCAAUGAAGACACGGGACUAUCAACUGCAUUCACCAUAGCUCACGAAAUGGGUCACAACUUUGGAAUGUUUCAUGAUGGAGAGGGAAACCAUUGUACUAAGACAACAGGUACCCUGAUGUCCCCUACCCUAGUCAGCAAAGAGGGGCAGUUUCACUGGUCUCUGUGCAGUAAAACCUACCUGAUGAAAUUCAUGAAUACCCCGCAAGCCCAAUGCCUGGCUGACCGACCCACAAAAGUAGCAGAACUUCAGUUCCCCAACAAGUUGCCAGGUGAACUCUAUGAUGCAGACAUCCAGUGUAAAUGGCAGUUUGGACGGCAUGCUCAACUCUGUACUUAUGACUUUGGUAAAGAUAUUUGUAAGUCCUUGUGGUGCUUCAGAGGAAAGAAGAGAUGUGAAACCAAGUUUUUACCAGCAGCAGAAGGAACCUCUUGUGGCUAUGGAAAGUGGUGUAGAAGCGGAGAGUGUGUGGAGUUUGGACAGAAUGGACCGUCCCCGAUCGAUGGCAGCUGGUCCACGUGGACACACUGGACAGACUGCAGUCGUACCUGUGGGGGCGGGGUCACUACCAGGGAGAGGCAGUGCAAUAAACCACUACCACAAUAUGGCGGCAGUGCCUGUGAGGGGGAAGCAAAGGUCCGAAAGAUGUGCAACUUUGAGCCAUGUACUGAAGGAGAACAAGACUUUCACAAGAAGCAGUGUCACUCAUACAACGAAAAACCAUUCCGAGGCUGGCUGCUUGACUGGAGGCCUAAUGAUAAGCUUUAUAAAGCACAAGAACCCUGCAUAUUGUAUUGCAUGGCAGAGACCAGUAGCUAUGUAUUCACUAUAAAACACACAGCAACUGAUGGGAUGAAGUGUCGGGGAGACAAAGAUAUCUGUGUGGAGGGAACUUGUCAGCCAAUAGGAUGUGAUAUGAUGGUUGGCUCAACAGCAGAAAACGAUCAGUGUGGAGUGUGCAAGGGAGAUAACUCGACCUGUCGAAUAAUUCAGGGAGAAUAUACUGAACAACCAAACCAUGACACUUAUUUUCCUGUUGCUGUGAUUCCUAAAACAGCCACAUCAAUAAAAAUCUCUGAGAAAAACUUAUCCUCAAACUAUCUGGCCAUCAGAGACAUCUAUGGAAAUUACUAUCUCAAUGGUCAACAGCAAGUGGCCUGGCCCGGGGAGUACAUGCUAGGUGGCGCCCAGUUUACAUAUACAAGGCCCUAUAAUGAGCCAGAAACGUUGGAAAGCAUGGGACCAUUGAAAGAGGACAUUGUCUUGGAGAUCCUUGUCCAGGACAAGAAUCCUGGCAUCCAGUAUAAGUACGCCAUUCCUCACCUGGUCUCUCCAUUCAGGAGCUUCACUCCUCCAGACAACUACACCUGGAGUCUGUCGGAGUCCGCCUGCACAGAACCUUGUGCUGGAGGUACCAUGAAUGUAACCGUCAGAUGUUUGAAGAAUCUUAAAGAGGAAGUGAAUGAAACCCACUGUGAUCUCUCGAAAAAGCCACAAACUGGAAAGCUUCCCUGCAAUGAGGAUGCUUGUCCUCCAAGAUGGGUCCCAGCAGAGUGGAACUCCUGUUCCAAGACUUGUGGCAGAGGAAAGCAGAGAAGAAAGAUCUUAUGUCGCCAAAGAAUCUCCAAGACUCUCGACAAAAAAAUCAAGAAGUCUAACUGCAAGAGUUUGCCAAAGCCCGCCCGUACGAGACGUUGCAACUUGAAAGAAUGUCCACCUGUUUGGAGAGCUGGAAAAUGGAACAAGUGCUCUGUUAGUUGUGGAACUGGCACACAGGCAAGGAAAGUCUUCUGUAAAAGCAAAGGAAAGAAAGGCAAGAAGCACCCAGAUGAAAUGUGCAGUGGGCCCAAACCCUCCAUUGUCCGCCCCUGCAAACGAUCCCUGUGUCCUCAAGACUCCAACUUUGAGUGGCAUCUUUCUCCAUGGGGACCAUGCUCCCAUUCUUGUGGACCAGGUGUCAGACAGAGGUAUCUGGUGUGUAAGAGAGUUGAUUAUCGGGGAAACACCAUCGCCACGCGAGAUAAAUACUGCGAGAAGUCGGCACGGCCAAAAGUCUCCACAGAGGAGUCCUGUAAACUGAUGGUCUGUCCACACAAAGUGAUUGACAGGCCAAAGUGGAAGGUCUCACCCUGGUCACAGUGCUCAGCAUCCUGUGGUGAAGGUCAGAAGAGUCGAGACAUAACGUGUGUGGACGAGACGGGUCAGAGGACACUAGGAUGUGACCUUGAGAACCGGCCAGCUACCUCCCAGCUCUGUGAUAACGGUGCUUGUCCCACUAAUAGUAGUGCUACAGACUGCUUCGACCGAUACACCUGGUGCCAUCUUGUUCCACAGCACAAAGUCUGCGACCAUGAGUUCUACGGCACUCAUUGUUGUCUAUCUUGCAAAGGACACCGGUGAUGCUUGAUCUGAUGUUCAACAACAACCAUACAAUUUUUACUGUGAUAAGAAAACCUUUAUGUGUUCCUCUUCCCCUACACAGUCACUUGGAGGUUCAAUGGAGAAGGCCAGUGGAAAUAUGUCCCAAGUCUUCUGUCCUCCACAACCCGACAAGCUGUCCGCGACACUGCUGGUUUUGUGGUUCGCUUUCUGCUGAUCCAGGUCAUACACAAUGUCCCCAACACAAUUUUUGACAUUAUUUUCAAGGAAAGCAAUGAAUGCAAGUUUCUGAUACUGCAGGCGAUGUGUUACCGCAAUAGGAAGCUGAAGCAUGAAUAGUGAGAGGGAAAUAAUUAAGUUACUUUAACAAGGAACUCCAUAUGAACCCUAUCUUGAUAUUUGUUUGUUUACAACAAGCCAAGUUAUUCCUGGGUGUGAUGUUAUCAUUCCAUAAAUGUAGUCUCUGUGCAAAUUUAACAUUAUACGCAAAGACCUCUCCUUCCAGUUGUUUGACAGUCAUUCCAUUCACUAUUUACAAGGUCUUCAAUUAUAUCCAGAUAUAUAGAGUAUAUUUUAGUUAACAAAUUGUUGAUAUUUAUUGAUGUGUUUGUGUCAGUUUGCCAAUACCUCCUAAUAUAUUCCCUAUUCCAUUACAUCAUUCCAAAAACCCAGGACUCAGUUCGUCAUUCCAGACAUUUUCAGUCAUAAUUAUUUAUUUGAAAUACUGAUUACAUAUCACAAAAUUUUUUAUUUCUCAUAUUACUGCACUUUAAUUUGUAUCAAUCUCAAAGUUUGUUUACUCACAGUCAUCGAAUA
Messenger RNA from Magallana angulata, 4930 nucleotides. Its product is annotated as A disintegrin and metalloproteinase with thrombospondin motifs 18-like. The coding region runs from base 569 to 4135 and encodes 1188 amino acids. Gene Ontology annotation, biological process: proteolysis; extracellular matrix organization. The transcript has 24 exons. Gene Ontology annotation, cellular component: extracellular matrix. Gene Ontology annotation, molecular function: metalloendopeptidase activity. NCBI's taxonomy places the organism in Eukaryota, Metazoa, Mollusca, Bivalvia, Ostreida, Ostreidae. The record is from RefSeq and is a predicted model, not a curated record.